Messenger RNA from Carcharodon carcharias (great white shark), 527 nucleotides. It is a transcript of the gene h2bk1, whose product is annotated as zgc:92591. NCBI's taxonomy places the organism in Eukaryota, Metazoa, Chordata, Chondrichthyes, Lamniformes, Lamnidae. Gene Ontology annotation, molecular function: structural constituent of chromatin; protein heterodimerization activity; DNA binding. The record is from RefSeq and is a predicted model, not a curated record. Gene Ontology annotation, cellular component: nucleosome. The transcript has 3 exons. Bases 92 to 451 code for a protein of 119 amino acids.
CUGGAUCUUUACCACAACCUGGAGCAUUGCUGUUUCCGGCAGUUCCUGAAUGUCAUCCGGGUGUGUCUGACUUUCCCACAGUUAUUUGAACAUGGUGAGUGAGCCAGUGAAGAAAAAAUCUCCCAAAGCUGCUAAUGGGGAGAAGAAGCCUUCGAAACGCCGGCUGAAAAGGAAGGAGAGUUAUUCUGUUUAUAUCUACAAAGUCCUCAAACAGGUCCACCCGGAUACAGGUAUCUCCAGCAAAGCCAUGAGCAUCAUGAACUCCUUUGUGAACGAUGUGUUUGAACGGAUCGCUACAGAAGCUUCACGACUGACUCAGUACAACAAGCGGAGCACCAUCACCAGCCGGGAAGUGCAGACUGCAGUCCGACUGUUGCUUCCUGGGGAGCUGGCAAAACAUGCAGUCUCUGAGGGGACCAAAGCUGUCACCAAAUAUACCAGUGCAAAAUAGCUGGAGGGAAGGUGCCCCCUGGAUGAUUGUGGGGAAACUGUUCAACAAUAAAGUUUAACUUUUUCUGGAAACACAU